UUCCGAGACCUAGGAAAUGACUGUCAUACCGUGGGUCUGCUCUCGGUGUCUGGUGCGGUCUUUUAGGGCCUCUCUUAACCAAUGCAUUCUUCCACAACGUCGGACCUUGAAGACAGUCGCAGAUCUCUCUCCAGGCCUCUCUCCAGCCCUUCUCUCACGCGCACGCUCUCUGGCCGGCGAACAUGCCGCGCUCACAACGCAAUUGGCCGAUUCCUUCAAUCCUAAGGUCGCAAAGCGAAUCGGGGAGAUAGCACAGGUUGCAGGUACUCUCAAGGAGUGGGAUAAUGCAAACAAAUCCAUAUCUGAGCUACAGUCCUUGCUAGAUGACCCAGAAACGGAUACAGAACUGAAGUCAUUGGCCGUUGAAGACCUAGAAACUAGCAAGCACGUGCUGCCCACUAUAGCAGAGAGUCUCAAAAAGGCACUCAUUCCUCGCCAUCCUUUUGCAGAGCUCCCAUGCCUGCUUGAAAUUCGGCCUGGGGCAGGUGGGGAUGAGGCAGGCCUGUUUGCUUUUGAGUUGUUGAGAAUGUAUAUUGCCUUCUGCUCUCGCCUGGGCUUUCGUUGUACCAUCAUCAAGAAAGAGGGCGGAGAAGGCUCUGCAGAGGACCGAUUGAGCGAAGCGGUCCUGGAAAUAGAAGCGGAUGGUGCCUACGACACAAUGAGAACCGAGUCAGGCGUGCAUAGGGUUCAGAGAGUCCCAGCCACGGAAGCCAAGGGCCGAACUCACACUAGUGCUGUGAGUGUGAUGGUUCUCCCUAGCUUCCCGGACACAGGAAAUGACACCGAAGGAACAAAUGGGUUCGAUGACCCCAAUAGCGACUAUUACAUUGACCCACAAGAAGUUCGCACGGAGAAGAUGCGAGCUAGUGGUGCUGGCGGACAGCAUGUGAACAAGACCGAAUCUGCUAUCCGUCUUACUCACAUACCGACCGGUAUCGUAGUCUCGAUGCAAGAUUCACGAUCGCAGCAUUCCAAUCGAAAGAAGGCCUGGCAGGUAUUGCGUGCGAAACUGGCCGAACAGAGGCGAGAGGCUCGGGAACAGGAACUGGUUGCGCUCAGGAGAGGAGCUAUGGGCGGCGUCGCCCGGAUGGGCCGAGGCGAUAAGGUUCGCACAUACAAUUACGGACAGAAUCGCUGCACAGACCAUCGUAGCGGGCACACUGUGCACAACGUAGAUGACGUUCUAGCUGGUGGCCAGGGACUAGAGUCCGUCAUGGAUAGUGUGCGGACAUGGCUCGUUGAUCGCGAGAUUGCAGUCAUGGCGGCUGAAGCAUCAGCCAAGGAUGAGGUACAGCGACGUGCCUAGGAGACAUGGGAGUAGGACUAUGAAUCUAUUCGGUGGCAUGGCCACUAUGCUGUGUACUCUGACUUUAGCAGCUCCAUUCGAAAUCUCCACACUGCAACUGCGCAUACAUGGA
Messenger RNA from Aspergillus homomorphus CBS 101889, 1418 nucleotides. Its product is annotated as putative mitochondrial translation release factor (RF-1). Bases 17 to 1306 code for a protein of 429 amino acids. NCBI's taxonomy places the organism in Eukaryota, Fungi, Ascomycota, Eurotiomycetes, Eurotiales, Aspergillaceae. The record is from RefSeq and is a predicted model, not a curated record. The transcript is spliced from 3 exons. Gene Ontology annotation, molecular function: translation release factor activity. Gene Ontology annotation, biological process: translational termination.